AUGAUGAUACCUGUAGCAGUGUUACUUUUCCUCUUGGGUUGGUUCAUCAUUUGCGUACGCAGUCAAUACAGAAAGCCUCCUGGACCAUAUGGUUUACCGUUUGUCGGUUACUUACCAUUCAUUAAUCCUAGAAAACCAUACCAAACAUUUGCCCAACUUGGCAAACGCUAUGGCCCCAUAUAUGGAUUGUGGAUGGGACAAGUGUAUGCCGUUGUAUUAACUGAUCCUGCUUUAAUUCGCACAGUUUUGGCAAAGGAGGAAGCUACUGGGCGGGCUCCACUGUUUGUUACGCAUGGUAUAAUGGGAGGUUAUGGGAUAAUUUGUGCUCAAGGCGAUUUAUGGCGUGAUCAGCGCCGAUUGUCGAUUGAAUGGCUGCGUCAUCUAGGUAUGGUCAAAUAUGGUGCAACGCGUCUUGCUCUCGAACGCAGAAUUAUUUCUGGACUCAUGGAAAUCAUUGAGAAUAUUGACAGCAAAGCAAAGCAGGAAACCCAAGGCUUCAACCCAUCAGCAAUCAUUCAUCAUGGCCUCGGCAAUUUGUUAAACGAUCUGGUCUUUGGGAUUAAAUACCAGAAGGACAACGAAACAUGGAAAUAUUUACAACAUCUUCAAGAAGAAGGCGUUAAGCAUAUAGGAGUAUCAAUGGCCGUAAACUUCAUACCAAUUUUAAGACAUUUUCCGUCCACACGCAAGACCAUAAAUUUUCUUCGGAAUGGAAAAUGUAAGACGCACACAAUUUAUGACGCAAUAAUAGCUGAACAGCGCGACAAAAUGCGCACUUCUGAUUCAAUGCAUGGAAAGCAACAAGAAUGCAUUUUAAAUUGCUUCAUAAAAGAAGCCGCCAAACGGCAAGAAGCAGGACGCACGGACGCCGCAUUUUGCGAUGACAUACAGCUGCGUCAUUUGAUGGCAGACCUGUUCGGAGCGGGCGUAGAUACAACGUUCACUACGAUUCGUUGGGCUUUGCUAUACAUCGCCCUUUACCCAACGGUUCAGCAGCGUCUUCGAGAAGAGUUAAGACAAAGGCUGCUCGCCAAUGAAUCACCAUCGUUGGACGAUGUGGAAGUGUUGCCCUACUUGCGCGCUACCAUCGCGGAAGUACAGCGUAUUCGUACCGUUGUCCCAGUUGGCAUACCACACGGCCUAACAAAAGAAAUUGAGAUAGCUGGAUUUAAGAUACCCGCGAAUACGAUGAUCAUGCCAUUAAUAUGGGCAGUACACAUGAAUCCAACAUUCUUCUAUACGCCCAACACCUUUAAGCCGGAACGCUUUCUAGAUCCAGAAGGACGUUUUACGACACCAAGCUACUUCCUUCCGUUUCAGGUCGGAAAACGUAUGUGCUUGGGCGAUGAACUAGCCAGAAAUAUUCUUCAUAUGUACAUUGCUCAAAUUGUGCUCCAUUACGAUUGGUUUAGUAUUGCACCAGAGGAUGCAUGUUCCAUCGACUUGACCGGGAACUGUGGCUUAACCCUAACCCCGCCAGAUUAUCGUAUAGUAUUCUCGACAGCAACCAAACACUAA
Messenger RNA from Anopheles marshallii, 1518 nucleotides. RefSeq names its product cytochrome P450 306a1 (gene phtm). The record is from RefSeq and is a predicted model, not a curated record. Gene Ontology annotation, molecular function: iron ion binding; heme binding; oxidoreductase activity, acting on paired donors, with incorporation or reduction of molecular oxygen, reduced flavin or flavoprotein as one donor, and incorporation of one atom of oxygen. The transcript has 5 exons. Gene Ontology annotation, biological process: xenobiotic metabolic process. Bases 1 to 1518 code for a protein of 505 amino acids. Gene Ontology annotation, cellular component: cytoplasm; intracellular membrane-bounded organelle. Lineage: Eukaryota; Metazoa; Arthropoda; Insecta; Diptera; Culicidae.